AUGGCUCCUACAAAGCAGGAACUCUCCCUGCUUAUCAAUCCCCUGGUCCCAGAAGCAGUCCAGCAUAACAACAGGGUAAGCCCAUACCUACUCAUCACAGCACCAGUUCAAAUUCCACGAGCCAGCAAACUGACGCAAACCACCCGACAGGUCCUCUCCUCUCUACACAGCCUAACAGCCUUCCUCCUCGGCCUCUCAGCCGGCAUCCUCGCCCUGCAAUCUGCUACCGGCUUCGCCUUCUACUUCCUCGGUACGGUACUGGUUAGCGGCCUCUUCCACCUCGCCCUCAUCCAGCGGUCCUCUGGUGCGGGCGCGGGCGCCUUCUUCCCUGGUAGCAACGGGGGCGAGAUUGAGGGGAUGGUUGAUAUGGGGAAGGACGGCGUUGUGCGGAUGGAUCUUGCUGAGCGAAGUAAGAAGCGUGGUGGAUUUGUUCUGAGGAGGGGCGCUUGGAGGGAUGUUUGGUUUGGCGGUGGUGUGCUUAGUGAGGCGCUGAGCGGGUUUGUGCUUGGAUGGGCUGGUGUUGGCGGUGUUUUGAGGUGA
This is a messenger RNA of Penicillium argentinense, 540 nucleotides long. Its product is annotated as EMC6 family protein. Gene Ontology annotation, cellular component: EMC complex; endoplasmic reticulum; membrane. NCBI's taxonomy places the organism in Eukaryota, Fungi, Ascomycota, Eurotiomycetes, Eurotiales, Aspergillaceae. The transcript has a single exon. Gene Ontology annotation, biological process: autophagosome assembly; protein folding in endoplasmic reticulum. The record is from RefSeq and is a predicted model, not a curated record. The coding region runs from base 1 to 540 and encodes 179 amino acids.